AUGGUACACAAAUUUUGCUUUGAGGCUCUUGAUAGAACACUUAAAGAUGUUCUUAGAUUUUAUGAUACCAGCUGUGUUGAUAUGCCCUUUGGUGGAAAAGUUGUCAUUCUAGGAGGAGACUUUCGACAAAUAUUACCUGUCAUUCCACAUAGCAGUAGACAAGAGAUAGUUCGUGCAACAAUCAAUUCUUCGUAUCUAUGGUCCCAUUGUCAUUUGUUAUCUUUGACAAAGAAUAUGUGUCUCAAUUGUGGAAGUAGCACUAAUAAUUUGUUAGAAGUAAAAGAAUUUUCUGAGUGGCUACUUAAAAUAGGAGAUGGUGAUCUUGGAGAUGAUGUUGAUGGAGAAUCUAUUAUAACAAUUCCAGAUGAAUUGUUGAUUAAAGGUUCAGAGGAUCCACUUUCAGAGAUUGUUGAUUUUGUCUACUCGAAUCUGAUGGAUAAUAUCUUAGAUCCGACGUUCUUUAAAGAACGCGCUAUUCUAACUCCUAAAUUGUCCGAUGUUGCCAUGUUAAACGAGCACCUAAUGACUGUGAUUCCAGGUGAAGAAAGGACAUUUUUGAGUUCAGAUAAGGUUUUGAAACAAGAUGGUAAUUCAUCGCUUGAGGAUGACGAAAUCUCCCCUGAGAUCUUAAAUACAUUCUCAUGUUCGGGGAUUCCUGAUCAUAAAUUAACUUUGAAGGUUAAAGUUCCGGUUAUGCUAUUGAGAAAUAUUGAUCAAUCAAGAGGUUUAUGCAACGGUACGAGAUUACUUAUUACAAAAUUGGGGAAUCAUGUUGUUGAGGCAAUUGUUCUUACGGGAAGCAAUAUAGGAGAAACUGUGUUAAUCCCUAGAAUGACGAUGAGCCCAUCAAGUCAUACAUUUCCAGUAAAUUUCCAAAGAAGACAAUUUCCCUUGGUAGUUUUGUUUGCGAUGACUAUCAACAAGAGUCAAGGACAGUCGCUUUCUCAUGUUGGCAUUCAUCUUCCUAGGCCUGUCUUCACUCAUGGGCAAUUAUAUGUCGCAUUAUCUAGAGUAAAGAGCAGGCAUGGAUUGAAGAUGCUGAUACUUGAUGAAAAUGGUUGUGUUACAAAUACUACUUUUAACAUAGUCUAUAAGGAAGUAUUUCAAAGAUUAAUGUAG
Gastrolobium bilobum is the source of this 1119-nucleotide messenger RNA. RefSeq lists its product as uncharacterized. The record is from RefSeq and is a predicted model, not a curated record. Gene Ontology annotation, molecular function: DNA helicase activity. Bases 1 to 1119 code for a protein of 372 amino acids. Lineage: Eukaryota; Viridiplantae; Streptophyta; Magnoliopsida; Fabales; Fabaceae. Gene Ontology annotation, biological process: telomere maintenance; DNA repair. The transcript has a single exon.